Molecule: messenger RNA, 2746 nt
Organism: Notechis scutatus (mainland tiger snake)
Lineage: Eukaryota; Metazoa; Chordata; Lepidosauria; Squamata; Elapidae
Product: transforming growth factor beta receptor type 3-like
Biological process (GO): regulation of transforming growth factor beta receptor signaling pathway; cell migration; transforming growth factor beta receptor signaling pathway
Molecular function (GO): glycosaminoglycan binding; type II transforming growth factor beta receptor binding; transforming growth factor beta receptor activity
Source: RefSeq, a predicted model, not a curated record
GCAUUUGCUUCUCCAGCUUUCCUAAACAGUGCCUGGCUCCAAGGGGGCACUGAGGCCGCUCUGCUGAGGAAGGUUGUGACUAGUAAAAAUCUACAAGUACCAAUGAUGUGUGGCAGUUACCAACACAUCAUUUGUCGAUGGAGAUGGUGCUUAUUGUUUGUCCUUUGGACUUGCUCUGGAACAGUUGCCUGGCACCAUCUCACUUGUCUGCCUGAGUCUGCCUCCACCUCCCAUCCUAUCCUGGGCUUUCGGGAGGUCUUGCGAAAAGGCAAAGGAUGCACCAGCCAGGGACUCUCCUCCACGGGCCAAGAAGUGCACAUCAUCAGCCUGCGCAAGGGAGGGCCUGCCAACGCCCAGGUAACUCUUAUGUUGGCUCCAAAUCUUCUGAGCGGAGCCCCUAUCUUUGUAUUGCAUUCCCAGCAGCCGGUGCAAUGGAUGUUGUCUUCUUCUCCUGGGAAAAAUUGGACCUUCCAGGUCUCUCUGGGCUCCAGCCUCUCAGCCUCUCAGCCGGUGGCAUCUGCCGAGACCGACUUUCCAGAUUCUGCAAGAGGCCUGCUUAAGUGGGCACGUAGGAAACAUGGAGGGGUCACUUCAUUUGCUGAGUAUCGUGGAGUCAAUACAAUCUACACACGCCUGGGGUCUGGUGGGACUGCCCAGGCAAUUUGCAAAUUGCAUAGGAAUUUCCUAACGCCCAAGCACUUUGCCUCUGAACGCCAGCUGCAGCCCCUGAGAAUUUGCCAGAAUCCUGACCCUCCUCAAGAUCUUGAAGUUCACAUUAUCCUUUCCAAAGGUGUUGCCCCCAGGUCCAGGCUGGCCCAUCUGACUGUGGAGCUUCAUGCGGUUGGAAGAUCUCUACGCCAGGGGCUCCUCUUGAUCCUGAAGAGUGAAGGAACUGCCCAAUGGAUGGUUCGUGUCCACUGUUUCACUGGACAGCUGCAUAUACUGGCUUCACACCAAGUCACCGUCAGCAACCCAGAAAAGAAGCAGCCUCUCACUGUGAUUCAGCAGACAUCUCCUGAGCUGGCUAAUGCUAGAGAUCCUUUGCAAUAUGCAGCAGAGCAGAAGCUACCAGCAUUCACCUCUUACACCGAAGCCGAGCGGGUGAACAGGUUUCUUCUGAUUGUUGGACUGAAUGAGGCCAUUCCUGGUCCUCCAGAGAAUCAUGAACUCUUUGGGCCUAUGUUCUUGUUUCCCUCCAAACUUGGAGUUGGGAGACAGCACUUUCCAGAGACUGUCACCGUAGGCUGGGAAGCGAAGCAGAAGGAAGAGGGCGGUUCUGUUCUCGCUACCUUGCCUGCCCCUGAAACAGACAAAGUUGGAUCUGAUUUAUGCUAUGGGAUCCAGAACCUCAUGCCUAAAAAGAAGGACAUAAAGGAAGCAUUUUCCUCAGAAGGCAAAAAGUUACCACACCAUCCUUUUCACCAUGUCCUGCUCAGCCUAGAAGUGUCCAGCUCUGAGGCUUUUGUCAAGCAACCAGGAUUCUGUAUCGUCUCUGCCAACAGCCGGGUCUUUGUGGAAGCAUCUUUGGUCACAUUUCACUUCUGUCUUGGCUUCACCAUCCAACAAUGCUUCAUCUCUGCCUCUUCGGAUUCUUCAGUGAUAUCUUCACACCUGCUUAUCCAGCAUGGCUGUGCAGCUGAUUCCCAUGUCAACCUGUUAGCACCUCAACAGGCAGUUCAGGACCAUACAUCGCGCCCAAGAUACCACCAUCGCCAACGCCUGAGUUUUGUACUCCAGCCUCGCUCCAAUGACUCCAUUCAUUUCUUGCAUUGCCGCCUGAUGCUCUGCAGCAGGGAACCUCAGGACUCUGGCAAAACUAGCGGUUCAAUCCCCAAGUGCCAGUUUGGGAACAAAGCCUGCAGGAGAGAAGAGCCAGCCAGUGGGGACUUCCAGCGUACCAUCACAAAGCCCAUCAUGGUGACCAUGGAAACUCCACUCAGACCUGCUUCUCCUAGUCUGGAGCCAGAUAAUUCCUUGGCUAACCGACAAGGAAAAGCAAAGGAUGCCAGAAAGUUGCAUAAGGCACAGCAAGUUCUGACUACUCCUCCCCCAGUUCUGGAGCUCCCAGCUGUCAUUGGCAUAGCCUUUUCUGCUUUCAUCAUUGGCAUCUCCCUCGCUGGUGGCCUCUGGUUCAUUCAUUCUCAGACGCGUAAGAGGGCUGUCAGAAAGAAGGCCCAGCUUGCAAAUGAGAAAGCUCCUGAAGAAACAGCUGUUUCCACUACUCUGGAUGUUUCCUCCGCUUUGAAUGUAAACAGCCCUACAGAUAGUUUCCUGCCCUAGAAGCCUCUCCUGAAACACAGAUUCCAGGAUGAAUUUGCAAGCUUCUAAAAACCUACCAGCAUUCUCCCUCUAUUACAAGUGGAAGCUUCAGUGUCUUUUUCUGUCCUUGAGUUGGUGCUUGAUGCUCCAGCUUUAAUAAGUAAAUGAGCAGCAGGAAGCUUUUUCACGAUGGAACAAGGUGGAAGACUAGAAAGCUGUGUCUCUUCGUUGAAGUGUGCCUCCUCUCUCCUACUGGACCAUCAGCAAAAGGAACUGCCCUGCUUGAGUCUGUGCUGAAAUAUCUACAUUCCUCUAUUGUGCCAGAUGUGCUGCUGCUGUUAUAUGUGUGGAAAUAGUCAAUUAAACGCAUUGGGAGAAAUGAUAGAUCAGGGAACAUUUAAUAAUUCCUACCGAGUGUUAUCUGGCUGUGUUUUCCUUUGUAACUGAUAUAUUUACAUGAAAUGCCCUAUCCAACAAAUAAACUAUU